AUUGUCACGCUGGCGAUCCUCCGGACCGCGUAUCAGCCAAUCAGCGCUCACCCUCACUUUCUAUAUAUUCCAAAAACCAGUCCAUUUGCUUUCGUCUCGUUCUCUUUCUCUGCGACUCUGCGAAACCUAAAAUCUAGGGUUAGGGUUUGUGAUAUAGAUUAACAGCGAAGAUGAGUUCUGGGGGUUCUACCAAGGGUGGGCGGGGCAAGCCCAAGGCGACGAAGUCGGUGUCGCGAUCUCACAAGGCGGGUCUGCAGUUCCCUGUGGGGAGGAUCGCUAGGUUCCUCAAGGCUGGCAAGUACGCCGAGCGAGUUGGUGCUGGAGCGCCUGUCUAUCUCUCGGCUGUUCUCGAGUAUCUCGCUGCUGAGGUUUUGGAGUUGGCUGGGAAUGCGGCAAGGGACAACAAGAAGAAUAGAAUAGUUCCAAGGCACAUACAGCUUGCAGUCAGGAAUGAUGAGGAGCUGAGCAAGCUUUUGGGAUCUGUAACCAUAGCAAACGGAGGUGUUUUGCCAAACAUUCAUCAAACUCUUUUGCCCAAAAAGGCUGGCAAGGACAAGGGCGAGAUUGGAUCUGCUUCCCAGGAGUUCUAGGCUUUCUGGGUUUCAUCUUUUAUCAAGUUUUCAGAUGUGUAACAUACCUGUUCUUUUUGUACUUUAGUUAUGGUAACUGAAAUUUCAUGUUAUACUCUUUUUGAGGUUCAAACAGUAUUAUGACAUUUUGGUUUGUCAAUCAAUGCCUUUUGAAUCUUUGGUUGCAA
Malania oleifera is the source of this 757-nucleotide messenger RNA. RefSeq names its product histone H2AX-like. The coding region runs from base 171 to 590 and encodes 139 amino acids. Gene Ontology annotation, cellular component: nucleosome. Gene Ontology annotation, molecular function: DNA binding; protein heterodimerization activity; structural constituent of chromatin. The record is from RefSeq and is a predicted model, not a curated record. NCBI's taxonomy places the organism in Eukaryota, Viridiplantae, Streptophyta, Magnoliopsida, Santalales, Ximeniaceae. The transcript is spliced from 2 exons.